Messenger RNA from Lindgomyces ingoldianus, 2213 nucleotides. Its product is annotated as beta-N-hexosaminidase. The record is from RefSeq and is a predicted model, not a curated record. Bases 9 to 2213 code for a protein of 734 amino acids. Gene Ontology annotation, molecular function: beta-N-acetylhexosaminidase activity. NCBI's taxonomy places the organism in Eukaryota, Fungi, Ascomycota, Dothideomycetes, Pleosporales, Lindgomycetaceae. Gene Ontology annotation, biological process: carbohydrate metabolic process. The transcript is spliced from 2 exons.
CUACGACAAUGUUGUGGGUGUUGUGUGCCUUCUUUGGUGUCGUUUCAGCACUGCAGGCUCUGCCGCCGGUUCAAUGGCUCAGCAGCAAUGCUUCGUCGGCGGGGUUUUCGAUCGCUAAGUCUCUCAAGAUAAUAUAUCUGAAGAAAGAUUUUGUGGGUCAUACCGAUACCGAAGGUUUAACUCUAAUACCGCCGACCGCCUACGAGUUUGCAGAGACGUUUCGCCAAGACCUCUCACAACUUUUUGGAUCCUACUGGAUGCUGGAAAAGGUUGAGGAAUUCCCGGCUACUGGAAUCUUCCUUGGGCCAUUUAGGGAUGGGGCGAGUCAAUUGACAUACGAGAAUGGCAUUGCGACUGAAGAAGGGUAUGAACUUGAAGUCACCGGACAGAGCGUUUACAUCGGCGGAACCGGUUCUCGAGGCAUGUUUUGGGGGACAAGAACGCUUCUGCAAGAGCUCUUAAUUGCGAAUGGAACAGAUCUACCCUCAGGUCGAAUCGUAGAUGCACCGGCAUAUGCCACAAGGGGCUACAUGUUGGACGCGGGCCGGAAAUGGUACUCUCCAUCUUUUCUGAAAGAGCUUUGCACCUACGCUUCCUUCUUUAAGAUGUCCGAGUUCCACUAUCACUCUAGUGAUAACUAUCCUUUAAGUCGAGGCUACAAUGGGACGUGGAAUAAAAUAUUCUCUCACUUCUCGCUUUAUCCAGAACAUCCUGGUCUCCGUGGUAUCAUUCAAAGGAAGAAUGAGACGCUAUUAAGAGCAGAUUUUGAAGAAUUCCAAAAGCAUUGCGCGCAGAGAGGGGUCACUGUCAUCCCAGAGAUCGAAGCUCCGGGGCAUUGUCUAGCUAUCACAAAAUGGAAGCCUGAACUUGCAUUGGCGAAGAAAGAUCUGCUGAAUCUGACGCACCCGGAAGCGAUCCCAACGGUAAAAGCGAUAUGGGCGGAAUUUUUGCCCUGGUUUCAAACUAAGGAGGUUCAUAUUGGAGCGGAUGAGUACGACUUCACGCUAGCGGACGAUUAUAUCAGUUUCGUAAACGAGAUAUCAGAUUUUGUAAAUUCAACUUCAGGGAAGAGAGUCAGAAUAUGGGGCACAUACGAGCCGUCCGAGAAUCUGACCAUCUCAAAAGACGUCAUUGCCCAGCACUGGCAAUACGGACAAUCCGACCCUGUAAUCCUCCAAAGUGAGGGGUACGACAUAAUCAACUCGGAAGAUUGGUGGGCUUACAUGAGUCUGAAAAAUGACCACACACCCAUUCUCCCAGCCCCGUAUUCUCAGUUCUACAACAUCACCCGAACGAUGAACUUUGCGAAUGUUCCCGGAUGGCAGUGGGAUCCUGCGCUUUUCAACUCGGUGAAUGCUACCGAGCAACUUGCCCCCAGCGCAAGUAGGAAUAGAGGCGCGAUCCUCGCGGCCUGGAAUGACAACGGCCCAGAUGCGACCACGCAACUCGAGGCAUACUACGCGAUGCGAAACGGGAUCCCUGUUGUCGGCGCGCGAGCGUGGUCUGGGUCUCGUGGCCCGAAUAUCACCACCACAAGUCUGUCCUCUACACUAGACUUCCUGAUUCCAAAAGCACCCGGGCAGAAUUUAGAGCGUCGAAUCUCAUCUUUACACUCCCCUUCUUCUGGUGCCCCUCUUCUUUCUUGGUCCCGUCAGCCGUCGGAUCCUGCGAAUGUCACGGUGACGCUAGGCAAAGGGUCCUACGGCCCUCCAUAUACCCUGACGAUGCGCAUCUCGGCACCCUUCCUCUUGUCCGGACCUGAUAGCUCGCUCUCUCUUACCACCAUUCCCACAAACGCCUCUAACUCCACCAUAACUGUUCAAACCAUCGUCUUCACAACCGCCGACAACUUUCCAUACCCACUCCGCUCCGUCUCCCUCUCGUCCCUCUCUCCCACUGACCCCGACCAUGCAGGCCGCAUAUUCACAAACAUUACCACCUCAACCCACAACCCCGUCCCCAUCGAUGUCCCCGCCGACAUCCGGAUCGAAACAGAUAUAGUGAACGGAAGUCGGGUCUGGGUGGACGGUGUGUUUGCUGGUCGUUUUGAGGUUUUUAUUUUUGGUGGGCGGAAUACACUGUUUUCGUGGAGUCAGAUGGCGUUGGUGGCGCCUGUCGACGUUGUCCAGGGGGACCGACUAAUCCUACCGGAAUCUCCAGGAAUUGCGAAGCUUAGACAUGAAUUUGAACGCCCAUUCAUAGCACGAAGUUAG